This is a messenger RNA of Striga hermonthica, 369 nucleotides long. The record is from the annotation of a GenBank genome assembly. NCBI's taxonomy places the organism in Eukaryota, Viridiplantae, Streptophyta, Magnoliopsida, Lamiales, Orobanchaceae.
AUGGAGUUCUUGGACGAAUUCAAGACCCGACCCAGAUUCCUCCUCCAAUCCAAGCAUCCGACCCGACCUAAUUUCGUCCACAAUUCCUCCCCGUCACCCUUCUCAUUCCUCGCCUCCCUCCACCGGCCGACCCUUGCGGUCUCCCUCGCCAUCUCCGUUGCCGCCUUCUCCCUCCUUCUCCACCGCCUCAACUUCGAGCCCUACAAAUCCCUCCUCAUAUGGGUCUCCUUCUCUCUCCUCCUCGGCCCCUUCGCCCCUCCCCGCCUCACCGCCGGCGACAUUCGCUUCGGCCUCGGCCCCCCUCUAGAGGAAAUCCCCGACGUCCCUCCCCCCGCCUCUGAGUCCGACGAGAGGCCAAUCAGCCGGUAA